Leptopilina heterotoma is the source of this 1112-nucleotide messenger RNA. RefSeq names its product regulator of nonsense transcripts 1-like. Lineage: Eukaryota; Metazoa; Arthropoda; Insecta; Hymenoptera; Figitidae. The transcript has 2 exons. The record is from RefSeq and is a predicted model, not a curated record. Bases 142 to 846 code for a protein of 234 amino acids.
UCCUAAUUUCACCAGUUGCCUCAUGAUCAACACGUUCCGCAUCAACGGCCAACAGUUUAUCCUACUGGAAAUCAAAGACAAAUACAUCCUGGUAAUCAACAUCAGAGACCAUGGAAUAAUUCCAGGAACCAACCAUGGAAUAUGUCAGGUCCUCAACAACCACAUCCACAGCAACAACAAUAUCCACAGCAACAACAAUUUCCACAGCAACAACAAAAUCCACAGCAACAACAACAUCCACAGCAACAACAACAUCCACAGCAACAACAAAAUCCACAGCAACAGCAACAACCAGUGAUAUACUCUGGCCACAAAUAUCAACAGCAAGACAAAAAUGCAUCCAGGUUGUCAACGAGGUGGAGUUCCAUUAAGCCAUCUGCUACAAUGGAAAAUUUACAAUAUAUUCCUACACCAAUCGAAAGGAAAAUUGAAAGUGUCGAAGUACACGCAUCGACAGUAAAAUCUUGUUCUGAAGAAGAUUCUUCAGAUUCUGCUUCAACUUCUUCAUCGAGCUCGUUGAUCUCAAGACGAUCGGCUUCACCAUCUACGUCAAAAAAGCCUGCUUCGCCAAAACCUUCUACAUCAAAACCACCUGCUUCACAAAAACAACCUACUUCAACACCUUCUACAUCUAAGGCUUCGAAUGAAGCAAAUCAACUAGCUGCAGCGAUUGCUUCAAUUUCAAAGCCGCCACCACAAUCAAAAACCAUUAUUAUUGAUCAAGAUCAAGAUCAAGAUCCAUGUGUAAAGAAGAGAAGAAUUGGUCAUCAAUCAAAAAUCCCAACAAGUGGGAAGAGAAGAAAAUCUUCUUCUGAUAAACAAAAUCCUGAAAAAAAAGGAAAAUAAGUUUCUUCUCAGUUUGCUUUUUCAAAAUAAUUUGAUCUUUCUUUUUUAUACCUAAAAUGUUUUACACAUGGAUCUUGAUCUUAUUUCAUUUGAGGGUUCUAAAGAAAAAAUUUUAAAGUAUUGGUUCUUAAAAAAAAAAAUGUUUGUUUCAAACAUAGUUUUUGAUUUGCUAAUAUUCAACGUGUUUUUAUAAAGAAGACUUGAAAAAAUUCAGCAUUUAUUUAAAAAAAAAAUUACUUCUGUUAACAGCACGUUCAACAUUCAAA